CAGUGGCUUUCACUUUGAGUCCUUCCUGCAAAAGCUGCCAUCCUAACCCUCUUUCUCGGAGUCCUCGGUCGCUGCCCCUGCCGCCGCCACCAUGUCUUGUCCCAUGCCACAACGCCGGGGCGUCUCCACGAUCCUGGGCGCCAUGGAAUUUGGGCGCCGCAUGGACCAAGCAGCAAGCGUGGCAACGGUGCGCGCCUUCCUGGGUCAGGGCUACAACGAGAUCGACACAGCCUUCUACUACGCCGAAGGCCAGUCGGAGACCAUCCUGGGUGGCAUGGGUCUCGGGCUGGGCCGCAGCGACUGCAAAGUGAAAAUUGCCACCAAGGCCCUCCCAUUGGACGGGCUGACACUGAAGCCUGAGAGUGUGCGGAACCAGCUGGAGACUUCACUGAAGCGGCUGCAGUGUCCUCGUGUGGACAUCUUCUACCUACACAUGCCUGACCACAACACCCCCAUAGAAGAGACGCUGCGUGCCUGCCAUGAGCUGCACCAGGAGGGCAAGUUUGUGGAGCUGGGCCUUUCCAACUACUCCUCCUGGGAGGUGGCUGAGAUCUGCACCCUGUGCAAGAAGAAUGGCUGGAUCCAGCCCACUGUGUACCAGGGCAUGUACAAUGCUGUCACCCGGAUGGUGGAGAAGGAGCUGUUCCCCUGUCUCAGGCACUUUGGAUUGAGGUUCUACGCCUUCAACCCACUGGCUGGAGGGCUGCUGACCGGCAGGUACAAGUACGAGGAGAAGAAUGACACCAAGCCUGCGUGCCGCUUCUUUGGGGAUAAAUGGUCUCAGCUGUACAAGGAUCGCUACUGGACAGAGGAACACUUCAAGGGUAUUGAGCUGGUCCAGAAGGCCCUGCAGGCUGCGUAUGGCGCCAAUGCCCCCAGCUUGACCUCAGCCACCCUACGCUGGAUGUACCACCACUCCCAGCUGAAGGAUGCCCACGGGGAUGCAGUCAUCCUGGGCUUGUCCAGCCUGCAGCAGCUGGAGACGAACCUGGCAGCCGUGAAGGAGGGGCCCCUGAAGUCAGAAGUCGUGGAGGCCUUUGACCAAGCCUGGAACCUGGUUGCUCAUAAAUGUGUCAACUAUUUCCGCUAAGUUCUGGGUGGCACAUGUGUUCUGGCCUUUGUGUCACACCCCACACCCCUCUGCCUUCCGCUGACCAGGUGUGAU
Ochotona princeps (American pika) is the source of this 1165-nucleotide messenger RNA. RefSeq names its product aflatoxin B1 aldehyde reductase member 3. The transcript has 7 exons. Lineage: Eukaryota; Metazoa; Chordata; Mammalia; Lagomorpha; Ochotonidae. The record is from RefSeq and is a predicted model, not a curated record. The coding region runs from base 92 to 1090 and encodes 332 amino acids.